AUGAAUCACGAUCCGUUCAGCUGGGGAAGACCUAGUAACGACGUCUACGGACAAUAUAACCAUCAAAUAGCCAAUGCAACAAUCAGUAAUGAUGCUGAUAGUUGUAACUUGACGAAUUUUCCAAAAAUGAAUACUCAACAACCCAUAAUCACUGGUACAUCAGUGGUGUCGUUAAAAUUCAAGGAUGGAAUAAUCAUGGCCGCAGAUAACUUAGGUUCGUACGGUUCGUUACUCAGAUUCACUAAUAUGGAAAGAUUGCUUAGAGUAGGAAAAGAAACAAUUGUUGGUGUUUCUGGAGAUAUUUCGGAUAUGCAACAACUUGAGAGAUUGUUAGAGGAAUUAGAGACUACAGAAGAGGUUUAUGACAACGAUGGAGGACACAAUUUGAGAGCACCACAUGUCCACGAGUACUUAUCGAAAGUUUUAUAUAAUAGGAGAUCGAAAAUGAACCCAUUGUGGAACGCGCUUGUUGUUGGAGGGUUUAAUGAUGAUGGUACUCCAUUUUUAAGAUACGUUGAUUUGUUGGGAGUUACCUACGGUUCAUCUGCUAUAUCCACUGGGUUUGGAUCGCAUUUAGCUGUCCCAUUGUUAAGACAGUUGGUUCCAAAGGAUCCUGAUUAUGAAAAUGUCACCGAAGAACAAGCCAGAGAUGCCAUAUUGAAUUGUAUGAGGGUUUUGUUCUAUAGAGAUGCUAGAUCGUUAGAUAAAUUUUCAUUAGUUACCAUAAAGAAGGGAGAGGAAUUGAAGUUCGAGAAGAACUUGAAAUGUGAGAACCAAAGCUGGAAGUUUGCUCAAGAUAUCAGAGGUUAUGGUAGCGCUCAACUUUAA
Molecule: messenger RNA, 828 nt
Organism: Debaryomyces hansenii CBS767
Lineage: Eukaryota; Fungi; Ascomycota; Pichiomycetes; Serinales; Debaryomycetaceae
Product: proteasome core particle subunit beta 7
Exons: 1
Coding region: 1-828 (275 amino acids)
Cellular component (GO): proteasome core complex
Source: RefSeq, a predicted model, not a curated record